AUGCAACGAGACUAUGAAUCACGAAUUGUCCAAGCCAGCAACGAUAACUAUGAAGAUGCUGCCAAGAAGGUUGCAAUGUAUCAACUUCGCAUGGUUUCCAUGGAGAACCAAAUGAUCAAGUUGGAGAUAGAGGCUCAGGAAGCAAAUGACCUGAGGGAUGAAGUGAAGAGAAAUCGAUCAGCAUACGCAAAAUUGGUCGAGAAGCACAAUAACAUGUGCGAUGUCUCAAUGGCCAAUCUGGAUCGCUUAAAUUGCCUGAAUAAAGAGAAAGCUGAAGAAAGGGAAAGAUCUGUGGAAAUGAUUGAGAAGUAUGAUGCAGAACUUAGAGCAGCAAAGACGAAAGAACAUCAAGUAAGUAACCUCAGAGCCGAGUUGGAACAUUUGAGGAGGUCGCAUGAAAUCGGAAUGAGAAACCAUGAGGAAAAUUACAUAGCCAUGAUCGGUGAACUGAGGGAUUCCGAAGCAAUCAUGAUGGAAAGGAUGAAUGUCGAAUUGAAUAGUAUCAGUGAUGAGUUGAACUCGGAAAGACAACGUCAUGAUAACCUUCGGUAUCGUCACAAGAUACUCAUGGAUCGAACUCAUAGCAGUCCUGCGAUCACUGAUGGCGUGAUGAGCUCGUCAAUGAACGAACUCGAAAACGAGCUCGCCGUAAGCGAACGUUCCCUUGAUGCCUCACGAAGCGAAGCAUCAGCUCUCCGCAGCCACAAUUCCCAUUUGGAAUAUCGGGUAAAGAGUCUCCAAUCUGGAAUUCGGAAUGAAUAUGGUGUACAGGAACAGAACUCCAUCGACCGCGACUCCGAGAUGAAGGAGGUGAUCAGACAGAGAAACAGCUUACAAGAGCAAGUAUCCAAUCUGAAUGGAGAUCUAUCAGAAUUGGAACGUAAACUUAGGGAACAAAUGAGUGGACCCAUGCUUGAGGAUAGAGGUAUGGUACCUGAAUCAGCGACCCUACGUUUACAAUUGGAAAGAAGAAAUCGAGAAUUUACAUUACUGUCUGAGAACGAAGAAUCAAAACUCAAGUUCUUUGAGGAUCAGAUGAAAUCAAGUAAAUUACUAGAACAGAUGACCGCAUUUGAUCUGAAGAACAUGAAAAAGGACCUCCAGAGUGCGAAGGAAGAACGUGACAAACUGCGUUCAGAGCUCGCAGCCCCACCAGGUCUUGGUGGAGUGUCGAUGUACCAUUCUAUGAGUGGGCUUCAAUCACCCAUGUCAUCGAAUGGAAUCAAUGAGUCCAGUACCACCAAUCAUUUGAGGACUGAAUUGAAUGUGAUGCAGUCAAGAAUGAUUAGGGAGCGAGAGGAAUGUAGCAAGAUGAGGCUGAAAGAAAUGGAAGAGCAAACGUUGUUCAAAGAGAUGGAAAGAGAAGCCGACCAUCAGAAGGCUAGAGCUAACAAAUAUCGUGAUCGGUCUGAUGAGUAUCAAGUAUGGUACGAACAGGAAGAACAGUUUGCCGAGGAAGAAGAGGCUGAGGUCCGAGCUGCGACAUCCGAGCAUUCGUCUUCCAAAGUGACAAGGAAGGAAGCCGACAAGAUCGACAUUCGUGAUUGGCCUAAGCUGAACGACAUCAGCGUAUGGAAAUCGAAUGUAGUUCAAGCGGUCUACACUGCAUCAGCUGAUGAUGGCUUGCAGAAGUGGAGUGAUUGGUUGAAACCGGCCAUGGAUAGAUUCAAGCACGAUCCUGACAAGAAAGGGAUGAGCAAGAAGUCGAAUGCCACACCAGCUCUUGCUUCCUAUGAUUUUUGUAGUGGUGAUGAAGACAUGAAUGAGGACAUUGGUGUUUCGAAGAUUGCAAUCUUGAGGAGAUGUUCGAAAGGGAAAGUUCGAUUUGAUGAUCAUCCCGAGAUAAUCAAGAUUCGAUAUGAAGGAUAUGAUCCGAAGGUCAUGAGGGAUUGCAGCACCAAAAGUGGUAAAGGUAAGAAACAGUACACCACUGCAGAACUUAUGAAUGAUCAACAGUUCGUUGAAGAGAACCAUCUUGCCAAGUUGUCAGCGCGUGCGCAGGCGAUCAUCUUGGAUGAAAACAGUGACAUGCAGGGAAUAGAUGAAGUCCUUAUUGUCAUCGGCCCACAAUACGACAGGAUGAUCACUCUUAAUGCGCAUGUGGAAGAGGAAGACUUUGGUGAAAUGAUAUUCCAAGAGACGUUUGUUCGACACCAAUCUGCAAAGGACGGACAAGAUGGGAUGAAAUCCACUAAGGUGCAAAGUGAGCAAUCGAUGGAUGAUGGCGAUGAUCAUGUGGUCUACGACCCAGAUCGAGAAAAGCAUCGAGCGAGAAAAGAUGAUCAUGUGGCCCACGGCCCAGAUCAAAAGGAGCAUCACUUAGGCACCCAUCGUUCGAACCAAAAGAGAUUCAAGAAGAAAUCGAAGGAGAAUAAGAAAUCGCAUCGCGAAAUCACAUCCGAUUGGUCAUCGCUGUCCGAUGCCGCAGCAGCUACAGAAGAUGGCGACGGUGACGACAAUGAGGAUGAGUACGAGCCUAGUAUCUUGGAUCCUGCAGAAUUAGGCGAGGAUGUGGUCCACGACCCACCCGCACUCACCGUAGGUGGUCUACGACUCCGGAGUAACCUCAUCGGCGCGCCCGGACAGUACGAGUGGGUGAGUAAGCGAACGCCAAACGUGUGUCUACGACUCCAUUGGCUAGUAGUUGAAAACCUUAUCGUGCUUGUCAGAGCCAUGGUGCAUUCUACAGGACAAAAUCCAAAAGUGAUGAUGGACAACCUCCUCAAUGCAGUACAAGACCGAGUCAGGUUCAUCAUGACAGGAGACAGCACAGUCAGACUACUGCCUCCCAAAAUUGGUACAAUCGACGAAAACUUUCGCGAGUGUUCCGAGGGCACCAUCGAUGCCUGGAUUAGUUUCGGAGUGAACCCAGUCGUAGUCGUAUCUGCUGCAUUCGUGUCCCAGCGACGCAAUGCAAGACACAUACAGCAUACAGCAGCUCUUCUCAAGAAAUUCCUACUGCAGGUGAAGGAUGAAGGUGAGAAGGCGGCUAACGCACGUGAAUUUAUUGCCAGAGCGACCAAAGCGACGAACACCAUGAAACUACAUGCGAAGAAAAUCAUGAUGAAACGGGAUGUACGAGAUACGGAUGAAGGGAAACAGUUAUUGCUGCAUAAAGUCAUCUCGGAGGAGUGUCUUGCCAGGAUCAGUGAAUUUUGGGAUGUCCUGAAGGAAUUCUACUGCCCCAAGCCGAUCAGUCCAAAGAUUACAAUCUCCGAACUGACUGACGUGAUCAUUGAUUACGUGGCGAAGAUGGAGAUGGGAGGAAUGAUUCCAGUGAACAAGACAAUUCCGAAACCGGGUACAUCAUUGGCAUUGACCCGUGGGAAAGAUUUCCAUGACAUUGUCUACAACGUCUAUGACCUGACGCCCGAUGCUAAUGGAAGUGAAAAUGUAGACAACAUUAUCCAUCGGAUUGGGCACCACUUGAACGUUCAGUUGACCGGCCUCGGGUAUGCCUUGAGAAAACACAAUGGGAAACAUGCGGCGGACGACGGGAAGAUGAUCUUGAUCAAAGAUGUCCUUGAUGACUUCAUGUCGAUGAAUGAAAAUCUCCCGGUCGAGCGCGCCGCCGCCGUGAAUCAUUUGGCGUGCGUUAUGAUGGUUGGGAGAGCGCUUGGUGCGUGGCUGAUCAGAGGUCAAGAAGCUGUGUCAAUGCCAUCCAACCACGGGAACAUCAAGUUGCGAGCCCAGGUGGAGACUCUCAAAAGCUGGAAGGACGAAGUCUUGAUGUCGAUCGAUGUGCCUGAAGAGAUCUUCUUGAGCGCAGCAUACCACAUUGGAAGAGCAGAAGAUGCCAUCUAUGAUGCAAUCAGAGGCGUCUAUGAGAUGUUGUUGCACAAGAAGGACCAUGAAGGUGGAGAUUUCAAGAUCAAACUCAAUUUCGAUCAAAACAUUCAAAAGUUUAUCCUUUCUCACAUCCAGGGACCAAUGAUCAACACAAAUGGAUCUCCUACGGAUGCACAGUUGUGGCAGCAGUACACCAAGAGGCUCACGGCAUACCUGUGCACUGUGUUUGACCCAAUGCACCCCAAUUUGCUCACGAGUCAAGAUGAUGCUGAAAUGUCUGGAGACACAUGGCUUCGAUUGUACAAUCAUGUGUUGAAGGUCUCAGGUCUUAGGGAACUUGGGUACUACUUGAACACUGAAGCAAUGAUCGUACUCUCCGGCACCGCCACACCAAAUGAGUUCUCAACUGCAAUGAGGGAGCAAGCGAAGAAAAUCCGAAGUGAGAUCGGCAGUAAGCCCAUUGAUCAACCCUGGAUGAGGCCAAACCAGGACGGUCUUGCCGGACAUACCAGAGGAGGAACCACCAUCAUUCUCACUGAUCUGGUGUAUCGGGUGACUUCUGCAUCUAGGGCAGUGGAAGAUCUGUUCUCGGGAUUGAGCGAUUUGGGAUGGGAGACCAACGUCAUCAAUAUCGAACUCGGUGACAACAAUGCAUUAGGACGUCUCACCAAUGCCGUCAAGGAAGUGAUCAAGUUGGCAUCCGUCCGGAAGAUCUGCGUCAGUGCACCAGACCAAUCUUAUCGAGCCCUUCAACUGGAGAAGUUCCCCAAGCACAGAGAACUGCAGGUGGCCCAGGCUCCGCAAGAAUGUGCCUUGGAAAGAACCAACCAAGGAAACGAACGAAUUGAAGGUGAUGAGAUCGAGUCACGAACAUUGCACAGAACAUGCGGGGGUCAAGGGCAUCAGCAUCAACAAGAGGAGAAAAGACUUCGCUCUGAUCGCAAAAUGCGCAUUCAAAUUGCCCUCGAAAGGAUGGAGAUGGGACAAGGGCCAGAACUCAACAUCGAAUCCGAUCUCAAGAACUUUCUGCUUAAUGUAGCCCACGGUCUCAUAGGCAGCAAAGGACUCAGGGGAUUCUCAUAUGGUGAGUCGCUGAUGAAAACACUAUCGCACCUUGGUGGAGUACCUGUGCCUGUUGAAACAGUCAAAGGUGUGUUUCAAUCAAGAAGGGGCAAACAGUACUACUGUGAAAGAGAAAACGUCAUUGAUGGAACCACCGGGGAAGAGAUCAUGGUGUUUCGCUUGCUAAACGACAUCGGCAACGUGGCCUAUCAUGAUUAUCUCGUCGACCUUGCGGGGAAAGAUAAGAUUUCAGAUAUGACUGAUGGAAUGGGACUCAAGGCAGAGAAAGGAGGUGAUGUCGUCGAAUGCUGGCUUGGCAUGUUGGACGUCGCUUCCAGGACGAUGGAAGGUGUUGGCAUAGUGAUCCCUGGCGCUGAACGACCAGAAAAUAUGCUCACUGGUUUGAACACAUCCAUUGUGAAGUUCUGCAACUCGCCAAGAGUCACCUAUACUCCGAACCUAAAGAGGAACAGGAAUCAGUCAUUCACCUCAGAUGUCACCGGCGAAGAAAUCGAAGAAGUCAUGAGGAGAGCCAAAGAGAAAGACAUGUACAUGAGACCCAUGGAAUUUCCUGUUAUCUCCAAAAUGGACAAGGUAAGACUGCAGCACCGGAUCGACAUGAUCAGGAAGAGCAAAGCUGAGGGAACUGACGCAAGAUCCUCGCAGUCAGACGCCAGUGCUGAAGAAAAAGACUACCAAACCCAAUUUGAGGAACAGUUCCACGGGUCAGAUGACAAAGGUCGUCGACAGAGUGUGAAUGAUGCAUUGGGAGCAGUAUUCACUGCAUCCGAAGAGCAUGAGGUGUGUAUCUUUUGUGGCAAAUCUGACCAUGCUCACUACGAUUGCAGGCAUCCAUUGAAGGGUCAAAUUAAGGAGAUCUACAACAGGUUACGCGUCAUCAUCAACUCGCGGAUCGACGACGCUGGAAUCGACAGCGACGGACCAAAGAACUCAUCUCAGCUCGAAGAGAUCAUCGAAGACGCCAUUUCAAAGAAGGGCGGAUACAAGAUGAGCUGCAGCAAAUGGGAUGUGGUUCCCGAUCCAGAGGACGAUAAUGGAUAUUUCCACCGAAUCAAGUUGAACUAUGAGACUGGCUUUACAACCAUCAUCCCAACAAAAGGAUGCCGUUUUGAUGGGUAUUUCAAAGGGGAUCUUCAACAUGCUGGUGUGGAAUUCCGUCCGAAUGAACGAAUCGAUCUUAAUGAAAAUGAAAGGGAGAUCGGACGAAGAUUGAACAAGAUUCUCCGUCAUUACAUUGGCGCAAAGCAGAUCUCGGGAUUGGGAGGGAGGAAACAUGAAGGAGUACCAUGUGAUGCUGAGGCAUGGGUGGACAUUGAAGAUAUCUUUGCAUACCAUCAUAUUUGGGAAACUGUCUCAGAUUUCAGGUAUGUCAAGGGAGACAAUUCUCCUGCAAAUGCCAAAGAAGCGUUCAAUCGCUAUGAUCUGAUGGUCAAGACCAUCUAUUUGGAAAAGCGGACCAAACGAAAGACUCGCUUCCAGAUUUUGGCGCUCGCAAUGGGAGAGAAGGAUUAUAUCCCAAACUCAGCACUGAUCAUGGAUCACCGAAUGACAGACGUCACCAACAAGAUCUUCAGAAGCUCCACUUUUGGACCACGUUGCAAUGAAUUAUUCAUCACACCCCUUGCAAUUAGGGCAACCAGCGGAUGGAGCGAGCCUCGAGAACCGCAUGUGAUCCUAGAUGAAGAGGCACUUUCAUUGCCGAUAACAUUGCUAUGCACCCUCAACAUCAAAGGAGGAUUCCACACCUUUGAUUUUCACAAUCUAUCAAGCAUAGUCAAGCAUGGAUUACUGCCUGGGGGGAUGAAGAGGGGCAGGUCUCAACUGUUCUUCAACCCAUUCGCGCCAUGGGACCAAAGGAGCAAUAGCAUCUUAAUGACCACUGGAGUCUCGGCAAAAGUUCCUGCGGUGAUUUACAUCAACAUCAGCAAGCUGAUCGACUUCGGUGCAGGGAUGAGUCCAUCUGGACACAUCGUCACAACUAAGACGAUUCCAUUCAGCGCCUUUUCUGGCAUGUGGUACAUGGACGCUGAUGGAUCCUGGGUGAGGCUAUUGAACAGGAGAACAAACUCUUUCAUAGUUCGAAAGGUCACCAGUGCUAGGAUUCAGGCAAAGACGUACAAGAUCGCCAAAAUGGCAAGAGACAUCAUCAUAUCAAUGGAUGAUACUCGGUCCACGACCAGAUUGUCCAGAGAUGUAGAAGCUCUCUUGAAGAUCGAAUCCAUCUUUGAUGCGUCGAAUGAACAAUGCAAGCGCCUGAUUGACUUUGUUCUUGAUCAUUAUGUCACAAUGGAACCUGGGACGAGGUUAUGUCCCAGUUGCUUCACCGAAAUCCCAAUGGACAUCACAACUUGUUAUCAAUGUUGGGGCAGUUUGAUCGCGAUUGGCAAAGAGAUCAUUGACCUGACCGGUGGUCAAGGGCAAGGAGAUGAAGAAGUUCCAACUCGCAAACCUGCACCCAAAGCGAUGCCGCGGGACAAGGAAAAGGAGAAGCAAAUGGACGAAGGUGAUGCUAUGGACGAGGAAACGAAAGAAGAAUUCGCCCAAGCAUCAAAGGAAUACUACAAGUCCAAAGAGGAUGAACCCAAGUCCAGUGACGAUCAAGACGUACCGAUGGGCGAUGAAAGUGAAUACCAGAAUGCAUAUGACGACACAGUUCCGGAUUGGGAAGCUGAUGAUGUUGAAGAGGACGUCGAGAUGCAGGACACCGAAGGUGGUGACGAACCAAAGGAUAAAGAUGAAGAAGCGGAUUUUGAUGAAGAUUAUGCUGCGAAGGUACGCGAGAUCCCAUCAUGGUGCAAAUUCCCAUCAGUAGGAUCCAAAGUCCUUACCAAGAUCCAAUCGAUCGGUGUUGAUCCAAGCGAUCAGGCAGGGACUAUGAUGGAUGUAAUGCUGGGAAAUAUAGUCAAGAAGGCCUACAAUGCGUAUUACGCGUUCAUGAGGGACAAGGACUUCUUGGAAUACUAUGAGACGAUCCUUAAGAGAGGUAUGUGCAUCCCUGAGACACAAUUCAUGGUGCCUAUCGAACAGGACGCAACUGGUGUAACCACGGUCGAUGAGCAUGGUUAUCCAGCAACCCCGUCGCAAGAAUAUCUCGAAGAAUAUUUCGAUCGGAACGCAAAAUUGGUCCAAGCCAACCAUCCCGGUUGUCAACAACGGAUGGAGGCAAGAAUUGGCGACAGGAAUAAGGGCAUGUUCCUGGCUAUGGCAAGAGGUAUGAAACACAUACAAAGGAUCACACGAUAUCUCAUGGAGUGCGACAUGAAUGGGAAACAGCUGAGCUUCUUGUUAUCGGAUAACCGUGAAAGGGACAAAUAUCGGUCUGAUGACGAGAAGCUCACGCAGAUGAAAAUCAACCAGCAUUUCAUCCGCAGAGUAAUCUAUGGCGCAUUCAACGUCAAUGAUCGACCAGAAUUUGUAAACGAUGUCAGUCUACAGACUUUCAAUCAUGCGUACUUCCGAGAGGACAUCGAUGACCCAAGAUUCAUCCACUUCAAUCCUUUUGAAAUCUACUGCACGGCUCUCAAGACUCAAAGGCAUUAUUCAUUCCUCGUCACGAUGGUAUCGCAAGGUUUGACAUUGCCUGAAUACCUCAAGGACGAUUGGGAGAGAGGAAUGUACGGGUUCAAGAAUUCGGAUGAGGCGCUUCUUCCGGCCAACGUAGUCUCCAGUAUCCGAACUCUAGCUGUCAGAGGUGAUGAGCAAAAUGAACCCGCUCACGACGCAGCUGCAGAGGAUGAGCAAAAUGAUCAAACCAAGAGACAGAGAACGAGAUGA
Molecule: messenger RNA, 8646 nt
Organism: Cladocopium goreaui
Lineage: Eukaryota; Dinophyceae; Suessiales; Symbiodiniaceae
Source: the annotation of a GenBank genome assembly